Molecule: messenger RNA, 747 nt
Organism: Symbiodinium sp. CCMP2456
Lineage: Eukaryota; Dinophyceae; Suessiales; Symbiodiniaceae
Source: the annotation of a GenBank genome assembly
AUGGCCACGGAUGCCAAGGACUUCCAGUUCCCGCCCUUCUACAGCCUGCCUCCAUUCUUCACGCUGCAACCGAACGCUACCGUCAGGGCCAAGCAGAUGGAGCUGUGGACGCACUUUGUGUGCGACUACUGCAGGUUUCACCGAGUCUUCAUGCUAGACAUCUCAGACUCCUCUGCCAUCUUCAAGAAUGCUGAGAUCCAACGCCAGCUCGCCGGCGACGCGCGGAAGGCCCUGGCCAAGCACUUGGUUGAGACGGGGGCAGCCGCCUGGGCCGAUGACGGAAAAGGGGGGUCCCAGCCACGGAGUGAGAGGCUCUUGAUCUUCUGGCGCUCGCCAUCAGCUUGGGCAGAUCAGCUCUUAAACUGGGCUCAAGAGAUGGGGCUCAUAGGCAGCGUCGAGACUGUGCAGUCCCUUAUGGAUGGAGAGGCAGCAGAGGGCCAGGAGUUCUUUGGAGCUCCAAGAGAGCUUAUCAUGGUGGCUUUGCAGGUCGAGCUCAGCGAACGCAUGGUUGUCGAUUGGGCAUCGAGGAGCGGAAUCUACAGACCCAAGGUUGCUUCCGUGAAAGCUUCCAACGAUCGGCCGGAGAUGAACUUCGGUAUGCCCCACCUCGAUGAGGGCACGGUGAAGCAAAUUCUCCAAGCGGCAGCGGCGACGCAGCAGCGAGACAUUUUGUUCUUGGAGGUGCGCAACAACUUGCUCAAGGAGGAGCGAAAGCAGGCCAUGAGAGAAACGUUAUUUGGGGGAUGA